CGGUUCAAUGUGUUAAAAGAGGAUUUGGUUGUGUUUUCGCGGAAUUGGGAAGUUGAGCUGUUGUGGUAUAGUUAACGUCGCAGCUGUUUCAUUUGUUAAUUUAUUUACUGUACUAUAAAAUGGACGCUUUGCAGAGACAUCGUUUGCUUUAUAAAGCAACAACCCCACCAUGGAGAGAAACAUAUCGCAAGCGCUGUGUAGAAAGACUCAAGGGUAGCCGGUCGAGGUUGCUUGACAAGUAUCGCAAGAUGGGUGAAAGCUCCACUGCCGCCAUCGUACAAGAGGUCAUGGAGGCGGAGUGGACGGCUCUGCAGUCGGAAGGCCAGAGGUUGCCGUCUCUGUUGGGUGCGGAUAGUAUUGCAGAGAUGUACACUGUCACAAAGGAGUAUGAUGAACUGGCAGUGUUGGAGACAAUCCAACAGGAGCUCCUGUCCUAUGAAAUGUCUAUUAUGGAAGAGUAUGAACGGAACCAACAAUUUGAGGAGCAGUACUUAUCAUCUGUUGUUGAAGGAAUGGAAGAAAGUCAUAUUAUUUGCCCCUUGUGCCGCAUGAAUUACUUGAACAUUGACAGCCAUUUCAUCUCCUGCCCCUGUGGACUUUACAGUAAUACGAAGGGGAAGAACAUGACGCCAGAUGUCCUACGGCAUCUUCUGGAAUCCAGAGUUACGGAGCACAUGGAAGACUGUCCCUAUGAUCCCGUUUUCUCACUGGCGUCAAACACUGAUACAUCUGCCAACCUGCUCAUUACCUGCAAGGUUUGUGACUACCUCUCCAUCGUCCUGUGACUGCCAGAAGAUUUUUUUAAUGUAUAGUUCCUUCAUAUGUAUGUUCAAAUAAACUCUUUUUUUAAAAAAAAAAAA
Doryrhamphus excisus (bluestripe pipefish) is the source of this 860-nucleotide messenger RNA. RefSeq names its product RPA interacting protein (gene rpain). Gene Ontology annotation, biological process: protein import into nucleus. Gene Ontology annotation, cellular component: PML body; nucleus. NCBI's taxonomy places the organism in Eukaryota, Metazoa, Chordata, Actinopteri, Syngnathiformes, Syngnathidae. The record is from RefSeq and is a predicted model, not a curated record.